Molecule: messenger RNA, 981 nt
Organism: Helianthus annuus (common sunflower)
Lineage: Eukaryota; Viridiplantae; Streptophyta; Magnoliopsida; Asterales; Asteraceae
Product: receptor-like kinase TMK3
Exons: 2
Coding region: 1-981 (326 amino acids)
Biological process (GO): protein phosphorylation
Molecular function (GO): ATP binding; protein kinase activity
Source: RefSeq, a predicted model, not a curated record
AUGGAUUAUGCAAUUAAUAUUGUACUGAACAAGUUCAAUAAUUUUUCAGGUAUCGAUGGAGAAUCGAUUAAAGAAUUGAUCGAAAGGUAUGUCGAGCUGUAUUGGAUAAUGGUGAGUUUGAAGAUUACCAAGACAAAUGAGGAAUGGGUUAACAAACUGGAAAAUGCUUUACCGGGUGAUGAGUGGAGAACGUUUUUGAAAGAUUUGAGGAAGAUAUACUUAGAAGUGAGUUUGAGCGAGUUUAUCGAGAAGAUUAAAGAGCGAGAACUUGAAAUUCAAAAGAUUAGAAAUGAAGCAAAAUUAAAAUCCGAAGAAAAUGUUCGAGAGGUAGAGGAGCAAGUUAAGGAGAUUUCAGCUAUUAAGGUUGAGAAGAAAGCUGAGGAUGUAAAGAUGACCAAAAAGUGUUCAAAAUGUGACAAAUUUGAAUCAGACAAUAUCAAACUGUUAAGUGAUUUAGACAAAAGCGAGCUCGGGCAUGGUGGGUUCGGGGUCGUUUACAAGGGAAAGUUAGACGAUGGCACAAAAAUAGCAGUCAAAAGAAUGGAAUAUGGUGUGAUUAGCAACAAAGCAUUAGAUGAAUUUGAAUCAGAAAUUUUACUUUUAACAAAGGUUAGACAGAGACAUUUGGUGUCACUUUUUGGGUAUUCAACUCAAGGGCUCGAAAGAAUUCUUGUUUAUGAAUAUAUGCCUCAAGGUGAAUUAAGUAAGCAUCUAUUUCAUUGGAGAAACUUAAAAUUGGAACCACUUUCUUGGAAAAGGAGGUUAAGUAUUGCAUUGGAUGUGGCUAGAGGUAUGGAAUAUCUUCAUACUUUGGCUCAUCAUAGCUUUAUACACCGGAAUCUUAAAUCGUCCAAUAUUUUACUUAACGAUGAUUUUCGAGCCAAAGUUUCGGACUUGGGACCGGUGAAACUCGUCCCGGAUGGUCGGAAGUCAAUAAUGACUCGGGUACCUGGGACGUUUGGAUACGUUGCCCCUAAAUAA